AUGGCGGGCGAUGGUCUGCCAGCGAAUGCGCCGAGUGCUACGUCAUCGCCGCCCGCACCACCCCCACUUGCCUCGCCUCCACCCGAGUAUGAUGCCACCACCGCCAAGUCAGCACCACCACCAGCCUCUGAGAAGCACCCAACGCCGCCGUGGAUUUCCCGUCCGUCAACCUACCUGAAGCUUCUGCUCGCCCUCUUUCUCGUGUACCACCUCCAUCUGCCCAGCUUUACUCGCCCAACAUCCCUACCUCGCAUCGAAGCCAUCGCCUACCCACCUCAGCCGGGCCAGGACAUUGUCUACGGUCUGCGCGUCAUCAUACCCAUCACUUCCCAGGGCAAACCGGAUCAGCUCUUGUUGGAGAUUGGCAAGAUCCCCGACGAUCAACUCAAGGGUCGCGUGUUGGAUUCGUUCGUCGGCCUAAGUGACUCGUGGUUCUUUUUCAAGAUCCAGAGCAAGGAGGAUACCCACUACUUGCUGGCAACUCUCUUCAUGGUCAGUGUCAGAUGAUUUACGGAUUUCGUUCACAACUGCUCAUCGUUUCGCUCUUCAUGCAUCAGGCCAACCUGGUCACCCGUCAGGAAGCGAAUCAAAUUCUUCGCAAAGGUCCCGUAUCUCAUACUACCGGAUCGACAAACUUGACCUCUCUACUUCCAAUAGCAAUUCACCGUAUCCCCUCGUUGAUGACGCUUUCGGCAGCUUACAUGGCCGGUGCAGAAGUAGGCACUCGAGUCCUCUUCCGCACCGUGCGCCUCAAUCCCGAUGACAAGAUCACUCCCGUCGUCGUUGGGGCUGGCAGCGUGUUGGGUAGUAUGAUCUUGUUCUCCAAGAGCUCCAGUGCUGAAGAAGGUGAUGUCACGGUCAGGAAGAUGAAUGCCGAGCAUGUCAGGAUGUUGGGGAUGGGAUCGGGGGUUGGAGCUCUGAUGAAUGCUCAAAUGGGGGGGAAGGGUACCGAGGUUGCGAUGAUCAGGGUUCUAUCCGACAAAGAGAGGCUCAGUAAGUGCUCUUGGGAACCACUGUCGAUUGCUAAAGGUCUAAACCUGACGACUGCGCUUCAUAGACCACCCCUUCUUUGCGGGAUCCGCCGGAGGUUCAGGCUUCGUCUCCAGUCAGGCUUUUGGACGCUUUCCCCCGGAGGAAGAAGAUGACUGGCUCGACACCGCCGUUGCUCGAUUGAGAGUUUAA
Messenger RNA from Microbotryum saponariae, 1182 nucleotides. The record is from the annotation of a GenBank genome assembly. Lineage: Eukaryota; Fungi; Basidiomycota; Microbotryomycetes; Microbotryales; Microbotryaceae.